GCCUCCCGCCGCCGCACUCUGCCAGCCCCGAAGCCGCCGCUCAGACUUCGCGCAGCCAUGGCCCGGGCGCCCGCGCUCGCCCCGCUCCUGCCCCCGCUCCUGCUUCUGCUCACGCAGCUCCUGGCAGCCACUGGGGCACAGAAAGUGGGACUCCCAGGCCCCCCCGGCCCCCAAGGGCCACCCGGAAAGCCCGGCCAGGAUGGCAUCGAUGGAGAAGCCGGUCCUCCAGGUCUGCCCGGGCCCCCGGGACCAAAGGGGGCCCCAGGAAAGCCGGGGAAGCCAGGAGAGGCCGGGCUGCCGGGACUGUCGGGUGUGGACGGUCUGACCGGGAGAGAUGGACCCCCUGGACCCAAGGGUGCCCCUGGGGAACGGGGAAGCCUGGGACCCCCGGGGCCACCCGGGCUGGGGGGCAAAGGCCUCCCUGGACCCCCCGGAGAGGCAGGAGUGAGUGGCCCCCCAGGUGGGAUCGGCCUCCGAGGCCCCCCGGGACCUUCUGGGCUCCCCGGCCUCCCUGGCCCCCCAGGACCUCCCGGGCCCCCUGGACACCCAGGAGUCCUCCCUGAAGGCGCUGCUGACCUCCAGUGCCCGAGUAUCUGCCCGCCAGGCCCCCCAGGGCCCCCAGGAAUGCCAGGGUUCAAGGGACCCACUGGCUACAAAGGCGAACAGGGGGAAGUAGGCAAGGAUGGAGAGAAGGGUGACCCUGGUCCCCCUGGGCCUGCCGGCCUCCCGGGCAGCGUGGGGCUGCAGGGCCCCCGGGGAUUACGAGGACUGCCAGGGCCGCUCGGGCCCCCUGGGGACCGGGGUCCCGUCGGGUUCCGAGGGCCGCCUGGGAUCCCAGGAGCACCCGGGAAGGCGGGUGACCGAGGCGAGAGGGGCCCAGAAGGGUUCCGUGGCCCCAAGGGUGACCUCGGCAGACCUGGUCCCAAGGGAACCCCCGGAGUGGCCGGGCCAAGUGGAGAGCCGGGCAUGCCAGGCAAGGACGGCCGGAAUGGCGUGCCAGGACUUGAUGGCCAGAAGGGAGAGGCUGGUCGCAGCGGUGCUCCGGGAGAGAAGGGCCCCAACGGGUUGCCAGGCCUCCCCGGACGAACAGGCUCCAAAGGCGAGAAGGGAGAACGGGGCAGAGCUGGGGAGCUGGGUGAGGCUGGCCCCUCCGGAGAGCCUGGUGUCCCUGGAGAUGCUGGCAUGCCCGGGGAACGCGGCGAGGCUGGCCACAGGGGCUCAGCGGGGGCCCUUGGCCCACAAGGCCCUCCCGGAGCCCCUGGUGUCCGAGGCUUCCAGGGCCGGAAGGGCAGCAUGGGAGACCCUGGCCUUCCAGGCCCCCAGGGCCUCCGGGGUGACAUGGGCGACCGGGGUCCUGGAGGUGCUGCAGGACCUAAGGGAGACCAGGGCAUUGCAGGUUCCGACGGUCUUCCUGGGGAUAAAGGAGAACAGGGUCCUAGCGGCCUGGUUGGACCCAAAGGAGAGUCUGGCAGUCGAGGGGAACUGGGCCCCAAAGGCAUCCAGGGUCCCAAUGGUACCAGCGGUGUUGAGGGUGUCCCUGGCCCCCCUGGUCCUCUGGGCCUCCAGGGCAUCCAGGGUGUUCCUGGCAUCACAGGAAAGCCGGGCGUUCCGGGGAAGGAGGCCAGCGAGCAGCGCAUCAGGGAGCUGUGUGGGGGGAUGAUCAGUGAACAAAUUGCACAGUUAGCCGCUCACCUAAGGAAGCCUUUGGCACCGGGAUCCAUUGGCCGGCCCGGUCCAGCUGGCCCCCCUGGGCCCCCAGGGCCUCCGGGCUCCAUUGGUCACCCUGGCGCUCGAGGACCCCCCGGAUACCGUGGUCCCACUGGGGAGCUGGGAGACCCCGGGCCCAGAGGUGAGUGGCUGACCCCACAACACGGUGACCCUGCUAUAAAAAUCCAUGGGGCCAACCUGCUGUGGGUGCCGGGUGUGGGGCGUGCCGUGCGUCCUCCGUGGUAACUCCGGGAAGGUGGGCCCCUCGUGUUUUGGGGCCUAGCACAGUUAACUCCUUAGUAAUCCUGUGGGAACUGGAACAUUUUUAAAAAUCUGAUGUUUUUCUCAAAUACCAUCAGAAAAGUAUUUGGCAGGGAGGGGUUGAUUAAAAAUGU
Messenger RNA from Cebus imitator (Panamanian white-faced capuchin), 2102 nucleotides. RefSeq names its product collagen type IX alpha 3 chain (gene COL9A3). Bases 58 to 1953 code for a protein of 631 amino acids. NCBI's taxonomy places the organism in Eukaryota, Metazoa, Chordata, Mammalia, Primates, Cebidae. The transcript has 30 exons. The record is from RefSeq and is a predicted model, not a curated record.